ACAUCCCCUUCUUAAACCCAGCCCUGAGAAAUUAGGGUUUUACAAACACACUCACGAAAGCCUGAAAGCAAUCAUGUCAAUCGUAGCAGGCUCAUACGAGCGAUUCAUCUGGGGCUUCAAACUCAAACAACUCAAAAACUCCCCUCAAUCCCUAACCCUAACCCCCCUCUUCUCCUUCCCCUCCCACAUCUCCCCCAUCAAAUCCGUCGCCGUUUCCGGCUCCGCCGCCGUCUCCGGCGGCUCCGACGACACCAUUAAAAUCUACGACCUCUCCACCUCCUCCGAAAUCGGCUCCUUGAACGACCCCACUUCCACCGUCACUUCCCUAUCCUUCGUCUCGCUCGACUCCUCCUUCCCGAGGAACCUGCUCGCCGGUUUCGACGACGGCUCCGUGUCGAUAUACGACGCGGACCCUUUUGUGCUGCUGAAGAAUUUUAGUGUGCAUAAGAAGGGGAUUAAUGAUUUGAGUGUGCAUAAGACGGGGACGUUGGCGUUGAGUGUUGGCAGGGAUUGUUGUUUGGGGAUGGUCAAUUUGGUGAGGGGGAGACGGAGUUUUUAUUGUCGGUUGGGGAAGGAAGCGUCGGUUGUGCGAUUUGAUGGCAGCGGGGAGAAGUUUUUUAUGGUUAUGGAUGAGAAGGUUUCGGUCCAUCAGGCGGAGGAUGCUAAGUUGGUUUUGGAGUUGGAGAAUCAGAAGAAGGUUCUUUGCGCUGCCCCGGGGAAUAAUGGAGUUCUUUUUACUGGUGGAGAGGAUAAAAAUAUUACGGCAUGGGACACAACUACUGGUAAGGUAGCGUACUGCAUUGAGGAUGCUCAUUCAGCACGUGUGAAGGGUAUUGUUGUGCUCUCUAAGAGUGAUGGUGCUGGUGAUGAUGAUCCAUAUAUAGUAGCAUCAGCAUCUUCAGACGGAAUUGUACGUGUUUGGGACAUUCGUGUGGUUGGCAAGGAGAAGACAGAUCCAUUAGCUGAGGCUAAUACAAAAUCAAGGCUAACUUGCCUUGCUGGAUCAUCUAUUAAAUCUUUUAAAACACCCCAGGUCGGGAAGACCAAUAAAAGUGAAGACCAAGAUGCAUCGGAGUAAGAAUGCUCUGUUCCUCUGACCGAGAGACAUUUUUGUAUGAAAACAAUAGGGGAUGAAACUAUGGGUAUUUAUGCUUUAGGUUAAGCUUCUCCUGAAUAUGUUCUGAAUUCUUGACAUAGAAAAAAAAUUUCUUACUCAUGGUUGAAGGUAAAAAAGAAGAAGAGAGAUUUGCUGAAGAGUUGUGGGAAUUCACUUGAUAGGUGUUGUGUUAUUUUAUUUUUUUUUGCUAUAUUAGUUGUUGGAGAAUGGAAGGAUUUUCGAUUGUAAUCUGAAUUUAUGUACCAUAUUUAUGUAUCAGUUGUCAAAUAGAAAUGCAUUUGGUAUUUAUAUAUAUAUAUAUUUUAGAAAUAUAAAUUUAUUUGGUCAA
This is a messenger RNA of Daucus carota subsp. sativus, 1445 nucleotides long. RefSeq lists its product as uncharacterized. Lineage: Eukaryota; Viridiplantae; Streptophyta; Magnoliopsida; Apiales; Apiaceae. Gene Ontology annotation, molecular function: protein binding. The transcript is spliced from 3 exons. The coding region runs from base 74 to 1078 and encodes 334 amino acids. The record is from RefSeq and is a predicted model, not a curated record.